This is a messenger RNA of Caenorhabditis elegans, 1667 nucleotides long. It is a transcript of the gene adal-1, whose product is annotated as Adenosine deaminase-like protein. The record is from RefSeq and is marked reviewed. NCBI's taxonomy places the organism in Eukaryota, Metazoa, Nematoda, Chromadorea, Rhabditida, Rhabditidae. Gene Ontology annotation, molecular function: N6-methyl-AMP deaminase activity; deaminase activity. The coding region runs from base 5 to 1171 and encodes 388 amino acids. The transcript has 8 exons.
AGAAAUGCCUAACAACUCCAAACAUAAGAAAAAACAACAGAGACGUCAACAAGAAGCCCAAAAAAAGAGCCGAGCGAAACAAAUUGAGACAGAUAAGAAAAAUGAUGAAUUCUUAGAUACCGAGCUUGAUGAGGUAUCACCGUUGGUUAUUGACGACGACAUGACGGAAUUCAAAAAUAUGCCGAAAGUUGAACUUCAUGCCCACUUAUCUGGAAGUUUGUCUCCAGAAACAAUCAAAUUGAUCAUGGAAAGCGAUGAAACGAGAGCUGAAGAAAUCAUGAAGAAAUAUAAACUCGAAAAACCAGAAAAUAUGACAGGUGUCUUCGAUUGCUUUCCGGUAAUUCACGCAAUUCUCCGUAAACCAGAAGCGAUCAGAAUAGCGAUUCGUCAAACAAUCAAGGAAUUUGAAGAAGAUAAUUGUGUCUAUCUUGAGCUUCGCACAUCACCAAAAGAAACCGAUUUCAUGACAUACGAAGACUAUCUGCAAGUUUGUAUUGAAUCGUUUGAAGCGGCCAAACAUGAAUUCCCGAGAAUUAAAACAUUUUUAAUUGUGAGUCUCGACAGGAGGAUGCCUUUUGAAACUGCUGCACACAUUCUAGGCCUCAUUGGUGAAGCCCAACAACGAACCAAUGUCAUCGUGGGAGUGGAAUUAAGUGGAGAUCCUCAUCUUGACGGUAGACGUCUUCUCAAACUAUUUGUUGCUGCUCGUCGUUUUCAUGGAUUGGGAAUUACAAUUCAUUUAGCAGAAGUUCUACAAAAUAUGGCUGAUGUUGAGGAUUAUCUCAAUUUGCGACCGGAUAGAAUUGGGCAUGGAACAUUUCUUCAUACAGAUCCAUAUACUGAAUACUUGACGAAUAAGUAUAAAAUUCCUUUGGAAAUCUGCCUCUCAUCAAACGUGUAUUCAAAGACAACUACUAACUACAGGAAUUCACAUUUCAACUAUUGGAGGAAACGCGGCGUACCCGUGUUCAUUUGUACUGAUGACAAGGGAGUCAUUCCGGGAGCCACACUGACAGAGGAGUAUUACAAAGCAGCGAUUACGUUUGAUUUGAGCACGGAAGAAUUGAUCGGAAUAAAUCAAGAUGCAUUAUUGAAUUCUUUUGCCUACAAGUACAACGUAACCGAUUUAACUGAGACGUUCCGCAAAAUCAAUAACAACGUACUGGAUUAAGGAGUUUUCUACUUGAAUUUAUCUCUCAAAUGCUUUCAUAUCAUCUGCUUUUCUCUUUUUAAAAUCAUACUUUGCUCGAUCAGAAAACCCUCGAAUGCGACAGUUGACGCAGCGAAAUCCCAACGCGUGACAGCCACACUACAGUUUUGUGUGGGUUCUUUGAUCGAGUUUUCUUACUCUCCUCUUUUCAUUUUUCCUUCCGAGUACUUUGAUCACACCUAUACGGUUUUACUCACAUUUGUCAAGUUGGACAUUUUACAUAUUCUGUGCCAUUGCGUGAAGGUGCUUGCACUUGUUUUUUUCUCUAAACUUGUGCUGGUGUGGCGCCUGAAUAGUCAGUCAGCAUUUAUUUUAUUGAAAGAAAAAUCUAUGUCCAAAUUUCGUUGUAUUUCUAUUAUCAUCUUGUAUUUUAACAUUCAAUAAGAGGAUUCCAAUAUUUGUAUUUUUAUUGAAUAAUAUACAAGUUUUUUACCGUUCAAAAAUUCGGUGAAUAUUU